Molecule: messenger RNA, 2029 nt
Organism: Conger conger (European conger)
Lineage: Eukaryota; Metazoa; Chordata; Actinopteri; Anguilliformes; Congridae
Gene: klhl17
Product: kelch-like family member 17
Exons: 12
Coding region: 245-2020 (591 amino acids)
Molecular function (GO): protein binding
Source: RefSeq, a predicted model, not a curated record
UUUUGAUGCGGACAUGUGAUCCCGAACUCCUCAAAUCGCAAAGCUAUUAGGUCUCUUGGUUUGAACAAAGAGCCAAAUCCCGGAUUUUAUGGUACAGCCAACAGUUUUUCCAAUGCUGCAAAAUAAUCUGGAAAGGUUUGCAAGUUACCCGUAAGAACGUCGCUCACAUUGCUCCUGCAUAACAGAACGGUCUCCCCAGGUGAGGUCAGCGAAGGAGCCGGCCCAGGCCCCCGACCGCGCCGCCAUGAUGGAGGGCGGCAUGCAGCUGCUGAACCGCGACGGCCACAGCAUAUCCCACAACUCCAAGCGGCACUACCACGACUCCUUCGUCUCCAUGAACCGCAUGCGCCAGCGCAACCUGCUCUGUGACAUCGUGCUGCACGUGGGCAGCAAGGAGAUCAAGGCGCACAAGGUGGUGCUGGCGUCCUGCAGCCCCUACUUCCACGCCAUGUUUACAAAUGAGAUGUCGGAGAGCCGGCAGACCCACGUCACGCUGCACGACAUCGACCCCCAGGCGCUGGAGCAGCUCGUGCAGUACGCCUACACAGCUGAGAUCGUGGUGGGCGAGGGCAACGUGCAGACCCUCCUCCCGGCCGCCAGCCUCCUGCAGCUGAACGGGGUGCGGGACGCCUGCUGUAAGUUCCUCCUCAGCCAGCUCGACCCCUCCAACUGCCUAGGCAUCCGCGGCUUCGCCGACACGCACUCCUGCAGCGACCUGCUCAAGUCCGCGCACAAGUACGUCCUGCAGCACUUCGUGGAGGUGUCCAAGACCGAGGAGUUCAUGCUGCUGCCGCUCAAACAGGUGCUGGAUCUGAUCUCCAGUGAUAACCUGAACGUGCCGUCGGAGGAGGAGGUGUACAGGGCCGUGCUCAGCUGGGUGAAGCACGACGUCGACGGGCGGCGGCAGCACGUGCCGCGGCUGAUGAAGUGCGUGCGGCUGCCCUUGCUGACGCGGGACUUCCUGAUGAGCAGCGUGGACACGGAGCUGCUGGUGCGGCACCACUCGGAGUGUAAGGACCUGCUGAUCGAGGCGCUGAAGUACCACCUGAUGCCGGAGCAGAGGGGCGUGCUGAGCAACAGCCGAACCCGCCCGCGUCGCUGUGAGGGGGCCAGUCCCGUGCUCUUCGCCGUCGGCGGGGGGAGCCUGUUUGCCAUCCACGGUGACUGUGAGGCGUACGACACGCGCACCGACCGCUGGCACAUGGUGGCCUCCAUGUCCACACGCCGGGCGCGCGUGGGCGUGGCCGCCAUCGGGAAUAAGCUGUACGCCGUCGGAGGAUAUGAUGGCACCUCAGACUUGGCCACUGUGGAGUCGUAUGACCCCAUUACCAACUCCUGGCAGCCGGAGGUCUCCAUGGGAACCCGGCGCAGCUGCCUGGGCGUGGCCAUCCUGCACGGCCUGCUGUACGCAGCGGGGGGGUACGAUGGCGCUUCCUGUUUGAACAGCGCAGAGAGAUUUGACCCCCUGACUGGAACCUGGACCUCCGUCGCUGCCAUGAGCACCCGGAGGAGAUAUGUGCGCGUGGCCACACUGGAUGGAAAUCUGUAUGCGGUGGGUGGAUACGACAGCUCUUCGCACUUAGCAACGGUAGAGAAGUACGACCCUCAGAGCAACGCCUGGACGGCCAUCGCUAACAUGCUGAGCCGCAGGAGCAGCGCUGGCGUAGCCGUGCUGGAGGGCAUGCUCUACGUCGCCGGGGGCAACGACGGCACCAGCUGCCUGAACUCAGUGGAGAGGUACAACCCCAAAACCAACACCUGGGAGAGCGUGGCGCCCAUGAACAUCCGCAGGAGCACACACGACCUGGUGGCGAUGGACGGCUGGCUGUACGCGGUGGGCGGGAACGACGGCAGCUCCAGCCUGAACUCCAUGGAGAAGUACAACCCGCGCAGCAACAAGUGGGCGGCGGCCUCCUGCAUGUUCACCCGCCGCAGCAGCGUGGGCGUGGCCGUGCUGGAGCUGCUCAACUUCCCCCCGCCCUCCUCCCCCACCCUGUCCGUCUCCUCCACCAGCCUAUGACAAAGAGCC